Messenger RNA from Anoplophora glabripennis (Asian longhorned beetle), 617 nucleotides. RefSeq names its product centromere protein S-like. The record is from RefSeq and is a predicted model, not a curated record. Gene Ontology annotation, molecular function: protein heterodimerization activity; chromatin binding. Gene Ontology annotation, cellular component: FANCM-MHF complex; Fanconi anaemia nuclear complex. Lineage: Eukaryota; Metazoa; Arthropoda; Insecta; Coleoptera; Cerambycidae. The coding region runs from base 160 to 495 and encodes 111 amino acids. The transcript is spliced from 4 exons. Gene Ontology annotation, biological process: resolution of meiotic recombination intermediates; replication fork processing.
AACUUGUUAAUGUUAAUUAUUAUUUUAUGUUAUACAAAGUACGUGUCUGGAGAUACUCUGUGUAAUUUCGUUAUACUUUUAAAUUUUUCAACUGCCAUAUUGUACGUAUUCGACCUGUUAUACCAAAACUGGACAUAAUUCUUGGAAAUAUCCAUAAACAUGUCGACAGAGCAAAAAAUCAAGCAGACAAUACACAACACAUCUACCAAACUUGCCAAAGAGGUAGCUGCUAGUCACAAUAUGGAGAUUGCCUCAGAUGGCAUAGAUCUCAUAGCAGAAAUGACGUAUCAGAAAUUGCUUGGGUAUGGAAUAGACUUGGAUGCUUUUCAGAAACAUGCCAAAAGGUCAACCAUAACAGCGGACGAUGUUAAGUUGUUAGUUAGAAGAAAUGAGUCACUGAAGCAAAUGGUCGAUUCGAAACUUCAAGCUGCUGGUAGCCUGAAACCUACCCCAGACAACACCACGGGCGCCAAACGGAAACGGAAAGCAACUUGAGGCUAGCUUAAGAAUCGUUAAAGUCGUAUUUUCAUCGAUAAAGUGAUAUUUUUACAACAUGUAUUUAAAUAGUCUUAAGCUAUCCAGAGGAGUACCUCAGGGACCAAUUUUAUGCCUUAUAC